Messenger RNA from Crotalus tigris (Tiger rattlesnake), 8359 nucleotides. RefSeq names its product cyclin dependent kinase 5 regulatory subunit 2 (gene CDK5R2). NCBI's taxonomy places the organism in Eukaryota, Metazoa, Chordata, Lepidosauria, Squamata, Viperidae. The transcript has a single exon. The record is from RefSeq and is a predicted model, not a curated record. Gene Ontology annotation, biological process: activation of protein kinase activity; brain development; positive regulation of cyclin-dependent protein serine/threonine kinase activity. Gene Ontology annotation, cellular component: cytoplasm; protein kinase 5 complex. The coding region runs from base 1811 to 2743 and encodes 310 amino acids. Gene Ontology annotation, molecular function: cyclin-dependent protein serine/threonine kinase activator activity; protein kinase binding.
AUAUACUAAUUUCAGUGCAUCUUCAUCAUUGUUCUUCAGAUAUUCUUCCAAAGCCUAAUUUAUUAUUAUUAUUAUUAUUAUUAUUAUUAUUAUCUAUUGAACCAUGGAUCCCCACACAAAAACAUUUUAUGAGAUAAUCCAAGCUUAACAAUUGAUACGUAACAAUUGACAACCUAUGGCUCUUCAUUGAUCCUGAACCACACCUUUUAGCAUCAAACACCAUUGACUGUAUUGAUGCUAAAUGAAAUUCAGCAAGAGCAAGUGUGUGUACCACCCUUACGCACAGAGUAGUGGUGUCUGCUUGAUUCUGUAAGACUGUUCUAUAGAAUCUAGCAAGCAUCAAUGUGAUUUAUAUUUAAAGUAUAUAUUGUCAGUUUAGCGUAGGUUUGAACUGCUAUCAAUAUGUUAGUCUCGCCCAAUUACCUUUUUCAGGUAAUUUCAAUUCAGAUGCAGAAAUGAUGCCUCAGUCUAGAAGAAACCCUGGCUUGGAUGAAAGCAAACAAUUUCAAAUAUAUUCCCACGCUUAUCUAACACUGCUUCUGCAGAGCUCUGGUGAUCUGGAUGAGGCAUCAAAAUAGCCUCCGGACAGUGUUCUCCUCAUAUUAUGCUGCAUGGUCUGGACAUGCCCUAGUAUGAAACCUGCACCAGAGACCAAGCAAAAACUUGCGGCCAUUGCAUUAUUUCUGCAUUGCUCAUUUCUUACCUACUGAAUGUACUCUAGGAGGAGUCAACCUUAAGAGUUUAAAGAUUACAGUUAAUAAAGACUUCGGUUGCCAAUCUCAUGACAGAGGUUAAGUGGAAAACUCAAGACUAUAUCUAUUUUUAUUCAUUUGCAUUCUGCUGACCUUUAAGAUGCUGGUUAACUUUUAAAUUGCUUUCUGCCCUAUGCACAAAACAGAUCCCUUGGCUUGACGUCAACUCCCAGAAACCUAAAACAACAUAGCUAUGGGAUUAUAGGAUUCAAAUGGAGCAGAUGCAGGGGUCAUGCUUGGGGAAGACCUGCCUUAGAAGCAUGGAGAUCCUCCUUAGAAGAGGACGAGGGAAGAGAGCAUGCUAAUCCUAAAGCAUGGCUUUUUUACAAAAAGCCUUCUUUCCUAGUCCUGGCUAUGCAAAGCCAAGAUAUUAUUUAGGAAAAGUACUUGUCUGCGCGUCGUCUAACAUUUUGUAUCAGGAAUGAAGAUUAUUUAACCACCCGGAUGUGCCAGCCUCCCCGCGCAAUGCAAUCAAUAGCGAGGAAUAACAGGAGACGCAGGACAUCAAUUUCUGGAGAGCUGGACGUGGCCUCCGCGAGCCUUGUAGGUCACGCCCUUGCUUUAAGAGCAGAUGAAUGAAAUUAAGUAGGGGAAGGACGGGGCCUGGCAAGGGCCGAGCUUCCCUUUUCUAUUUUUAUUUGGAAGCCCCCUCCCCCGGAAGAGAGACGUUCCCCAGGAGAAAAGGAAGCGGCAUCGGAUCGGCGGGGAGAGGGGGGGGCGGCUAUGCCUCGCGGCCAUUGGCUCCCAGGGAAAAGAAGGAGAGGCUUGGGAUUGGCUAUUCAUACAGAGGCGGGGCGGGGCACGGCGGGCUUCGCUUGGAGCUGCAGCGAGUUCGAAGAACGCUGCUCCCGGACGUCGGUUGACCCGACUUCUCCCGCCUGGUGUGUUUCGCUGCGGCUCCUUCUGUAAGAUCAGCUUCAAGGCGCCGGCGCAGCCACUGCGUCCCGCCCCAGCCCAUGGCCGGUGUGCGGGGCGCGUCUGGGCAGAAGCUGUAAGGACAUUCUCGUAAAGCAGCAGCUGGUGAAGUCGCCGCCGCCACCGCCGCCGCCGCCUGCAGGAUGGGUACAGUGCUAUCCCUGUCUCCCGGCGGGUCUGGGAAAGGCAGCAAUGGGGUCCUCGGCGAGAAGGCGGCUCCGGGCAGGGCUCACGGCAAAGGCGAGAGCCGCUUGAAGCGGCCCGGCGUUUUGAUUUCUGCCCUCACCUGGAAACGCCUGGUGGCCGCCUCUGCCAAAAAGAAGAAGAACACGAAGAAGGUGACGCCCAAGCCGGGCUCCGGAGGCGCGUCUGAUCCUUUGGUGCAGCAACGCAACCGCGAGAACGUGCGCAAGUCCCAGCCGGACGGCGCCAAACAGGGUCCCUUGGCUGUUCCAGUGCCUACUGUGCCCGUCUCUGUCCAAGACAACGGACAACCGCCGCCGCCCCCGCCGCUGCCCAGCAACCGCUCGGCAGCCGGCUCCCCGCGGAGAGUGAUCGUGCAGGCUUCUACGGGCGAGCUCCUCCGCUGCCUAGGGGACUUCGUGUGCCGCCGAUGCUACAGGCUCAAGGACCUGAGCCCUGGCGAACUCAUCGGCUGGUUCCGCAGUGUGGAUCGCUCGCUCCUGCUCCAGGGCUGGCAGGACCAAGGCUUCAUCACCCCCGCCAACCUUGUCUUUGUGUACCUGCUGUGUCGCGAGGCGCUGCAAGGCGACCAGAUUGGCAGCCAGGCGGAGCUUCAAGCCUCCUUCCUCACUUGCCUCUACCUGGCCUACUCCUAUAUGGGCAAUGAAAUCUCCUACCCGCUUAAGCCCUUUCUGGUUGAGGGUGACAAGGAGCGCUUUUGGGACCGCUGCCUCUCCAUCAUCCAGGGCCUGAGCAGCAAGAUGUUGCAGAUCAACUCUGACCCGCACUUCUUCACGCAGGUCUUCCAGGACCUCAAGAAUGAAGGCGAGGGGGGGUCCACAAAGGACUCCUCCAGCACCAACAAACACUGGACUAUAAGCCUGGACCGUUAGGAAAUUCAGGGGGGCCCUCCACAGCACCCCCAACCUUCUAGAUACAUCUCACCUCUUCAUCCCCUUCUCACCCAAAGGCUUGACUCAACUAGGGCUUCUCUUGGAAGAAUAAAACCAGGGGUGAGGAUUGUGGAGCUGCAGGGGGGGCAUAGCCCUCUUUUGUACAGGUAGCAUCAUGGACCUGCUUCCCAUUCUUCCUCCUGCCCUGCAAGCCUUUGGUAGACUUUGGUCUGUGUUUGGGGAUGGAGAAGGUUUGCUAUAGCCACCUUUUCAACACUCCAUUGGGGGGGGGCACACCCAGAAUUACAUCAGGCCCUUUUCACAACUGCAACAACUAGAUGAUUUGAGAAUAGGUAAGAUGGGAUGGUUUGGUCCAUGACAUUGUAUCUUUCAUCUAUGAGCAGAAUCAGUCUUUGCUAUCACAGCAAGGUGCCAUGGACAACGUGGAUGCAUUUAGGGCCUUGUAUAUGCAGCUGGGGGAGGGUGUCCUUUUUUCUUUCUUCCAAAUGGGAGAAUCCCUGAACAUAUUAAUGGAUCAGCCUGAGGCAUUAUUUAUCGGCAAGGUUCUGACUCGUGCGGAAGAAAAAAAAACCCUGGCUAUGCCCUUGUUCGAGAAAGCCCAACCUGUCUGUCUUACGGUUUGGGUCUCCCUGCUGCUAUUGUGAAUCACAGUACAGCCAGGGCAUUUAUUCCCCUCCACCUACCCCAGUUAAAGAAAUCCCUGCAUGUAUUUGUCAUUCCUGCUGAUGGAGCUCUGCCAUAAUGGUUCUUAAAAAAAUUAGAUAAUGGUCAUAAAAGACCAUUACUGCAAGUCACUUGCCUUUUGUAAUUUUCCUUUCUUUUCAUCUUGGCACAGGGGAGGGGGGAGGUGUAUAUCCACUCCCAACACUGAAAAUAAGUGCUGAGGAAGCUCUGCUGCUAUCCUUCCAAUGCUCCACUUGACCUGUUCUCUCCAUCCUGCCCCCUCCCCCGCCCCCACUGCCUCCCAUCUAAAGCAGAGGCUGGGAGCUGUCCAUGGUGCUAGCCUCUUAAACCUAAUGUAGACAUUUGCACAUUCUUGACGCUGAAAAAAAGUCAAGCCAUCUCAUGGUGUUUGAAUGUAACAGAACAAUGACUUAUGGGAUGUUUGUGCCAAUGUUGCUCAAAUGUACAAUAACAUAUUGUUUUAUAUUGUAUAUUUAAAAGAGAUAAACGGAAUGAGUCUAAACAGAACUUCAGAACUGUUCAAUCAUUGAGAGAUUCAGCUGUACUAGGAGAGAAUACUAAAUGCUUUGGAUCUAUGAAAACCAGUGACAAGGGAUGCUAGCAAUAGCAAUUCAUGCUGAGGCUUUACUUCAGGAUGGAGGAGGCAUUAAUAGUUGGCUGAUGAUUUCCUAAAUGGCUGUGUUGGCAGGAGACCCCAGACUUGCUAAUGGGAUUUGAUAUUGAAUUGCAGUCCAUCUUAUUCCAGAGCCCUUUUAGGCAAGGACAUGCUCUGUGUGUUCUUAAGAUCUGGCCUUAACAAAUCUCAGUUUAAAAAAAAUAUGAUUUAAUUACUAAAAUAUCUGCAAAUGUAAUUGUUGAUAAAGUAACAAAUUCCUUGCCCACCAGCUUUAUUGUUUGGCAUGUAAUCCUAUAUAACUGAGGUCAUUUAAAGAGGCAAUCAAAGUGGGACCUAUUUUUAAUUGUCUUCUAAUUUCUGAUACUAAAAGUAAUCCAGAAUGUUUCCUACUGGUAUCCUGGUCCUCUUUCAAACUGCACCUAACAAAAAAUGGUACAUUUAUUAAGAACAUAUUGAUAGUUUCUUGUCCCCUCCUUCCAUCUAAGAAGUAUGCUUUCAGUUUGGCAUCCUUAAUUGCUGGCAUCUUCUGAAGAAUGCUGAUGGGCAGAUGUCUCUGCUGUGCCUUAUUAUUCUUUAAUAUUAUUUUAGGGUGGCAGGCUUGGGUUACUUUGCUUCUUUGGUCUCUUUAUUGCCACUGUUGCAGAUGUUUGUCUUUUCCAAUUUUCACUUCAUAAAGUGCUAUGAUAGCGCUGCAUAAAAGAUUUAUUAAAUUCUCAGUUUUAACCCCCUUUUUUUUUUAAAAAAAGUGGAAUUUGAUCAACUGUUAUGUCCUGUUAUUAAGUGGAACUGUCAACAAUUUUCAGAUAUUUAUUUUGUUUUUUCGUGAAGGAGUCUACUGCACCAUUUUACUUAUCAAACAGGCAAAACUAUAGCAGCAGAAAUUUUAAGAGGAAUUCUUUGUUUUCACAACAGCAUGGAAGUUCUCUGUCCAUCUGGUUAAGAUCCCUUAUGGAUUCUUGCUGUGAUGGAGAAGUCCGUAGUGAUUAGUUAGCUGAUAGGAUUAGUUGCUAAAACUUAGCUGAUAGGAUUAAUGACUACAAGUUAAUAAACAAUUUGACUCAUGUUUUAACCAACAGUCAAAUGGUUUAGGAAUUUAUAGACUGAUUUUUGAGCUUGACAUAAAAUCAUUUAGAGAAGAUUGCUGGUUCUGGAUUUUAAAAAAAAUCAGAGAAACCAAGCCCUCAAUUUAAAAGAUACUACCUUGCCUCAUCAUGCAGUCUCCAUAAUUUUGAUUUGAAAUGGUUUUUGAUCCCAGAACUUUGGCUCUGCAUGUGUUAAACCAUAAUGGAAGACAGCAGGAUGCCUGCUAUUUUUGUAAGACAUUUAUGCUAUUUGUUCUUCUUUGCAUAUCUCUUCGAAGGAUUACAUUAUCGGAAGUUUAGGCUUUGACAUUUUGGCAAAUAAUUCUAAUAAUAAACUUGAAAAAUGGUGAACAGAAAAGAGCAGUUUUGUUUCAGAAGCAUGUUCUUAAUUAUAGUGCAGAUGAGCUAUUAUUAGUAGUUACUCUUCUGAAGCUAGUCUGCCUGUUUGGGUACCUGUGUUUUAAUACACAAAAAAAAUCAUGCUUAAUCUAGGACAGUGUUUCUCAACCUUGACAAUUUUAAGGCAUGUGGACUUCAACUCCCAGAAUUCUACAGCCAGCAUUGCUGGCUGUGGAAUUCUGAGAGUUGAAGUCCACAUGCCUUAAAAUUGUCAAGGUUGAGAAACACUGAUCUAGGAUAAGAGAGCUGGGUCCAGACCAAAGUUACAAAAAAGUCAACAUUCACGUCUUGUAUUCUAGAAACUUAUGCUGAUACUAAUAACAUGUUUCUACUUCUGUCUUUAAUUUGAACAUUGUUGAGGUGAUUUGAAUCCAAAUGUCAAUGGAUCCUAUUCUUUGCCUGAAGACUAGCAAUAUAUUCAGGGUAGCUUCCUCCCAUAUGGAUCCUUCUAGGGUUGUUGUGAUUGCAGUCUUCAACAGGGAGCUAUGAUCUCAACCCACUUCGGAACCUUUUUGCCUUCCAUCUAGGUCAAAUGCUAGCCCACUGCACUGAAAUGCUGCUAGUAUCUCUCUCUUUUUGUAGCAAUUAAGUAUUUAUUUACUGUUUAUUUUUAAAACCCACUGUGAUUUAUAAUAACAUAAAUAAGUAUUAUAGAAAUAAUCCAUUAAAACAAUUAUGAAGAAAUAGCACCUGAAGAAUAUCAACAUACAUUCUAAAAGACGCAAUGAUUAUAUCAUUGGGGCUAGAGAAGAGGUCACUGCACAGGGCAGGUGUAACUGCAGAGAACAGCAUAUGCUCUCUAACUGAACUUGCAAGUCAUAGCAAGGCCCUCCCUUCAAAUCAAAGAUGUCUGAAGGCUGAUGUAAUUGGAAAGAUUUUUCAAGGUAACUGUGUGUGCUACAUUUAGGACGUGUCUAAAUGAUUGUACAGCUCCAUUUUUUUUUAAUCUAUUUUGCCGAUUUGCUUUUUUCUGCUAUGUGUUGAAUGAAAAUGACUUUUCAGCAGGCAACCGUUUUAAAGAGAAGAGGCAAAUAUAUCAGAAGAUGAGAGAAGAUAGAAACUACAAAUUAUACAGAAUGUACAGCUCACAGGGUUUCUUCCAGAAAGUUCUUUCAGGAGAAGAUUGUCAUUAUGGUAUGAACAGUUUGUGUCAGUAGGGUUUUUCUUUAAAUUUCAUUUCUUUCUAGGGUUAGGGAGGUCCAGAACUGGUGAAUUCAGUUCAAGGGAAAGUCGUCCCAUAUGGUGAACCAGUGAGUUACAUAUGGCAGCCUUCUCAGGGAAGCACCUUUGAGGCUUGGUUUGACUGUCCAGUCCAGGCUGCCCAUUGUAGGAGGGGUCCUAUCCCAAAUGGUUUUCUUGAGUUCUUAGGCACAUCUAUGCUAUCAGCACUUCAUCUUUCUAUUUUUAACCUGAACCAGAGAUUCAACCACCGGCAGGUCUGCUGUAAUGUUCAUCAUCACUAUUGCAAGCUCUCAACACAGCUGACCCAAUAUACCUUCUAGCUGGCCAAUAUGGGUACACCAAAAUCAGCUUGGUAGUAUGUGUGUAAGAGAGAGAGAGUACAUGAAUGACAACUAUCUGAACAGUCACAUGAAGCCCUUUUUUAAAGCACUGAGAUUCUAUGAGGGGUUAGCUGGAGGGGGGAGUGGGUUAGCUAAGAAGCCAAGAGGACAUGGUUAUGGGAUUUCUUAUCAAUGGGAAAUUGAUCCAGAACCAAAUACGGUAGCUUUUCGCAAUUCAACAUUUUGGAGAGUCAAGCUGUGAGAAAAUUGUUUGGACUGCUUAGCAGGAUCUUAUCUUGGGAAUCCAGAAACAUAGUGCUGCUGUAAGAGCAAAAUCAAAGCCCAUUCAAAAUUUGCAUUUUGGGGGUUGUUCUCAAUUCUGAUUCUGGAUGUGUUCAUUGAUCAUAUCUCCUAUUCUGUCCUUUGAUUCUGAUUUCUGCUUUGUGUCACAGCUUCAGGUUCCUCUCUCACUUCAGCCUUAACACCAUAGGUAGGGUGUUGCCAUUAAUACCCAAAAUGUACUUUUGCUGAUUUGAACCACAGGUUCAUCUAACUCUUGGCUGUUUUGAGCAACAGAAUUCCCUCAGACAUAUGGUUUCCAGGUGCAUGGUUUGCAAUUAAGAGAAUGCAACAAGUGUAUGGUUAACAAGCAGAUAAUUUAAGGAUUAAAGAACUUUUUUAGAAUGAGAAACUAUAGCUAUGUGUGGUGUUGCUUGUAAAACACAAUAGAGAAAACUUGUGGAUAUGGCUUUUGGAAUUCUUUCCAACCUCUUAAUACAGUAGUAACUAUUCUCAGUCAAAUGACCAGGAAGUAGAAGGACUUAAGAAUGGAGCAAUCAGAAGAAUUCCAGGCUAUUGCCCAACUACUUCUCCCAUAAGAUGCAUUGGGAAUAUUUUUCCCUUUGGGUUUUUUACUCCGUUCUCAUUCCAUUGAGUUAUCCAAACUAGCAAACUCGCUGUAUCAUCUAGACCAUUUUUAUAAGCAAAGCAACCCAGUAAAGUCUAAAUGUAAAGUUGGGCAAGGUGGGAGAUGACAUCAGGUAGCAAUAGCAAAAUUUUGGCUGAAGCAGUGUGCUUUUGGGGACCAUGGACCCAAACCAAAACUGCCUUGAGCAUUGCAUUUUCUAUUGCUGGACCAUGCUGACUUGAGUAUGACUUCAUAACCCAUGAAUGUGUCAAUAAACAGAAUAUCAGGCACCAGUUGUGUCCCUGAAAACUGUCUCCAACCUGAAACAUGGAGAAUUUUAUAAAUGUUGUGUUCUCUCAAUCACUGGAAUCUGAAAUCCAAUAAAGCAUUUGUUCUAUAAAAGAU